Molecule: messenger RNA, 1164 nt
Organism: Porites evermanni
Lineage: Eukaryota; Metazoa; Cnidaria; Anthozoa; Scleractinia; Poritidae
Source: the annotation of a GenBank genome assembly
AUGCUAGCGUAUCUAGUAUUCAACGGAAUUGUCAUACUCGCUGCCGUUGUUGGAAAUCUGCUGAUCAUGUUGGUUGUUGCGUUCAACAGAUUAUUUCACAAUGUGAGACACUUUCUCUUGGCAAGCUUGGCGCUCUCCGAUUUUAUAUUUGUGACUUUCGUGCUACUUCCCCGAGUAGUUUCCGUUGCCUACAAAAAAUGGAUCUUUGGUGAAGGAUUUUGUCAAGGAAAUGCGUUCCUCGUCCGUGUUUUAUACGUUAAUACACUUGUUCAUCUCUGUGGCGUGUCGUACGACCGAUACCAAGCCAUAGUCAAGGAUCAUCUCAACUAUGACGGACGCAUUACUCUGAAAAAGGUCUUUAUCUCGGUCACAAUCAUGUGGAUUUUACCGACUGUGAUCUCCCUAGGACCAUUUCUUGGUUGGGGAGGUUUUGAUUACAAACCAAGCAUUUUUGCAUGUGGACAGCGUUGGGACCUCGAGACAACUUUUCCGUUUCUAAUCUUAGCUUUCAUCACGCCAAUUCUGAUCAUUGCGGUGCUUACCUACAAGGUGAUGAGGGUUGCACGAAGGCUGCAACGCGAAGUUAACAUUCAGCUUGGUAACAUGAACCAGGCGGAAAGAGCCCUAGAGAUGAUGAAAGUUGACGCAGGUUUUGCCAGACAAGCUUCCCGUCAAUACUCGCAAGAACUGUGGAGGACGAGGUUCCGUUCAGCCAGUGAAAACAUCCUUCAUCACGAGCUUUCCGUCAAUCCUACAUGUUCUCAAGAAAGGCCACUUAGGCGUGCAAGUACUCAGGAACAUUUGCGGAAUGUCUCAAGCAUAAGUCGCAACCAUCAUUUUAUCACAAACAAGGAAGAUAAUGCGGAAGACACAAAUCAGACGGACGCGAACGAGGAAGCAAUCCCAUCUCCUUGUUUGAUGAAAAUUCUAAAAGAGUGCAAGGCUUCCACAGAUGUCAUGAUAACUGUCGGGGCUCUUCUGGUUUGCUUUCUUCCUGUGUGGAUCAACAACGUUUACUACACCUUUAACAAAGAGCCUUCGCACAGUUCAAGAAUUUUCUGGAUUCAUAGCCUGUACAGUGCAGCCACUUUAUGUAACCCACUAAUUUAUUCAGUUCGUAAAAGAGAAUUUAGAAAAGAAGUGAGGAAAAUAUUAAAGAUCUGA